AUGGCUCAAAUAAAUAGUACAUCCAAUGUUGUGAAUUCUAACGAUAAUACUAAUCCUUCUACGAAACCAUCUGAUACACUUCGUCCUCAUUAUUAUACAACAUUUCAAAAUUAUUGUUGUGGUCCAAAAUCAAAUUCAUCAACUUCAACACCACCUAAAGAUGUUUUACCUAUUCCACAAAUAUUUAAAGAAGAAGCUGCUGAACUAGUGGAAUAUAUUAAUCAUGCUCUUAUUGAACAACUUACAGAUGUUGUAAAAUAUACAAGUGUUAUACCACAUACAUUUCUUGAAAAAAAUGAUAAUUAUGAUAUUCAACGAUAUUUAAUUGAUCGAAUAAUGUUCAGAACGAUGAAUGAUGCUCAUGUAAUCAAUUGGAUUCCUUCAUUGAAAAUGCUCUAUCCAAUUCGAACAUCAGGUAAUGGUAAUUGUCUUCUACAUGCUGUACUUAUUGCUAUGGUUGGCAUACAUGAUUUGGAUCUUUACUUUCGUGAUCGACUUGUACAAUUUAUGACUGAAAAUAAAGACGUAUUGAAAAAUUAUUGGAAAAAAGAACGACUUAAAUCCGAUAAAGCCUAUGGUAUAAGCUCAGAAGAUUCGAAGCUCGAUGAGGAAUGGAAUGAAGUAUGUGAUCUUGUUCGUUAUGAAAAUUCUAAAGAUGGACAAAUAGCAACUCAAUUAGAGUUUCUUGAAGCUAUACAUAUAUUUUCUAUUUCAAAUAUGCUUCAUCGACCGAUUAUUGUUUUAUCUGAAGAUGUUAUUCGAAAUAAAAAUGGUGAAGCUAUUUCAGUUAAUGAUCUCUUCGGAAUUUAUUUACCUAUUCUUUCAACACCAGAUGAAUGUAUUAUUGAACCUAUUGUAUUAGCUUAUGAUCGAUCUCAUUUUUGUCCAUUACAAACUACUAAUGCUAAUGUUGGAAAAGCAUUGGAUAAUCGUCUUCCACUUUAUCUAUCAAUUGAACAUGCAUAUAAUAAUAUUUCAUUACCUAUUCGAUUUCUAGGUGAUGAUGAUAAUAUUGAAUAUUCGAAUAAUUUACUUCGUGAUUAUUUACGAAUUCAAAAAGUAGAAUAUAGUGUUGAUGAAAAGUCUUCACCAUUAUCUAUUUUAUGUGUAACAUUGGGUGGUAAACAUUUCCCAUUAAAAGACAAUUUUUUUCAUAUAUAUCAGAAAUAUGUGAUCGAUUUCUUUCAAGUACAAAAACCGAAAGCAAUAGCAGAAGAACGAGAACGUGAGAGACAGCGUGAACUAGAUGAUUAUGUGAAUCGUCAUAUAUCUUAUGAUACUAGAGGUCGAUCAAUAAUUAAACAAGACCCAACCCUAUCUUCAUCAUCUACACUGAUGUCGGCACGAUCGAAUACUACUCUUAAUGAGAGUCAAUUGCGCAAUCAAAAUAAUAAUUAUGAUGAUCAAAUAUACUCAUACAAUGGUACAUACACUAAUCAACCAUAUAUACCAUCUAAUGGUGCUGUUUAUAUUAAAAAUUCUUCAAAUCAACCUCAACAAUCACCAAGAGUAUUCGAACAUAGAAAAGUAGCACAAACAGAUCGAGAUAUCAAUUAUCCUGAUACGGAACAAUCCAAACAAUUAAAUUUAAAAAAUGAUUUGAAUAAUAUUAGCAAUUUAAACAAUAAUGAUAAACAGCGCAAUCCUGUUAGUUUCAAGACAGGAGAGGAUGAAUACAAAUUUAAUCGAGAACAACGACAACCUAAAGUUAUUGAAAUUCCUGUUCAAUAUGCAACACCUCGUGUAUCAUCGAACGAUUCGACUUUAUUCAUUUCUGAAGAACCAAGAGAUUCACUUGACAAAUGCCUCACUUGUCAUCGCCCGUUUAGAGAUGUGAAAUCUAUACGUAUCUGUUCCGAUUGCGAUUCUGAAUUGCAGCGUCGUACUCCGCAUUAUGAUGUUCGUGAUCGAUCGUAUAUUCGACCCCGAUCUACAAAUGUAUAUUUAACAGGAGAUAAUACUCGUUAUGUUCCUGCUUCAUCACCAGUACCGAAAACGAAAAUUCGCCGUUCAGUUGAAUGUCCACAUUUGUCACCGCUACGUACUACAAACAUUCUCAUCAAUGCUAGAUGGGCUCAAAACGGUAUCACGGUGGCUGGUGGAAAUGGAGGAGGUAAUGAACUCAAUCAGCUCUUGGGUUCAGAAGGUUUGUACAUUGCUAAUGAUCAGACUGCUUAUAUUGCUGACUACAAUAAUCAUCGUAUUAUGGAAUGGAAGUAUGGUGCGACUAAUGGAAAGGUGAUUGCUGGUGGAAAUGGUCAAGGAAGUCGCGCCGACCAAAUGAGUUCACCAUCCGAUGUGAUUAUCGAUAAAGCAAGCGAUAGUCUCAUCAUUUGUGACAAAACGAACCGACGAGUGGUACGAUGGCCACGUCAAGGUGGUCUCAGUGGAGAAACAAUUAUAUCAAAUAUCGAUUGUUGGGGUGUGACGAUGGACCAUGAUGGAUCUCUGUAUGUCUGUGACCACCAUAAGUGUGAAGUAAGACGGUGGCGAAUUGGAGAGACUCAUGGGACAGUGGUUGCAGGUGGUAAUGGACGAGGCGAACAUCUCGAUCAGUUGAAUUCUCCACUUUAUGUAUUCGUGGAUUAUUAUCGCACAGUAUAUGUAUCAGAUAGUGAAAAUCAUCGUGUGAUGAAAUGGUUGGAGGGCGCAAGGGAGGGGAUUGUUGUGGCUGGUGGAAGAGGCCGUGGUAAUGAUUUAACACAAUUAUCAGAUGCUCGAGGAGUUAUCGUAGAUCAAUGGGAUACUGUGUAUGUAGCAGACUGUGACAAUCAUCGAAUCAUGUGUUGGCCCAAAGGAGCCACACAUGGAAAUAUACUUGUCUGUGGCAACGGGGAAGGAGAACAAGCAAAUCAGGUCAUUAUUCCUGCAGGUUUAUCAUUUGAUCGAUACGGCAAUCUCUAUGUAGUUGAUUGGGGCAAUCAUCGAGUACAAAGAUUCGACAUCGAUCCAAAUUCGUAA
This is a messenger RNA of Rotaria sp. Silwood1, 2961 nucleotides long. Lineage: Eukaryota; Metazoa; Rotifera; Eurotatoria; Philodinida; Philodinidae. The record is from the annotation of a GenBank genome assembly.